Messenger RNA from Closterium sp. NIES-65, 2328 nucleotides. NCBI's taxonomy places the organism in Eukaryota, Viridiplantae, Streptophyta, Zygnematophyceae, Desmidiales, Closteriaceae. The record is from the annotation of a GenBank genome assembly.
AUGGGCAGUGGUGAUGGCGACGGAAGCGUUGCCGCUGCGGAGGGUGCUGGUUCCGGUGAGACUCUAGGUGCCGGUGGUGCCGAUGCCGCCAGUGUUGGUGGUGGUGGUGCCGGUACUGCUGUCCACCCUGCCGCUGCUGCCCUGCAAGCACUCACCCUCGCGUCGCUGCCGCCACCCUCGGUUGUGCCGUCUAUCGCAGCACCGCUGGUAUCGGAGGCAGCAGCAGCGCUGGCAUCGCUGACAGCAGUAUCUGCAGAAUCAGUGGCAUCAUCAGAAUCCCCGACCUCCCAAUCCCCACCCUCACAAUCCCUGCCCGCCCAGUCCCAGCCCUCACAGUCCCCGCCCUCUCAGUCUCAGCCGUCUGUGCUGCCGUCCUUCCUCUCACCAGCGUCGCUACCAGCCCCCGCAGCAGCAUUGCCAGCAGAAGCAGCAGCAGGCACAUCGUCAGGAGGACUACCAUCAACAGCAUCAGCAUCGGAAUCACAAGCACAAUGCGCAUCCCCCUCAUCUACCUCGUCCUCAUCCCCCGGAGGGGCUCUCUACAUUCCCAUGACCGCCAUAAGCGGGUGGGCGGACCCUCAACCUCCACCCAUCACCCCAUUGGCCAAUGCCAGCCUGGCUGCUGACGUCAUUGCGGACGUGGCAGGAGACGUGGCUAGAAUUGGGGGAAUUCCCAGCGAGCCCCUGCUGGGCGCGCCGUGGAGCCCCGACGGCAGAAAGUACCUUCUGGCGCUCUGCUCCACUGGCGGGAUGUCCAACCAUCUCUUCUGUCUGCGGGAGUUCGCGCUGAUGGCAGGCGCUCUCAACCGAACGCUCGUGGUGCCCAUGGGGCCACACGAGCUGACCCUGCCGCUCUCCCUCGUGUUGGACGUGCCCUUCCUGCGUGCCUGCUAUGGUCCCAAGACUGCCCUCACCCUCCACGAGUACAAGCACUUCGUGGGCAGGGGCAGCAUGGAAGUGACCCACGUGCUGUGCCUCGUCAAGGGCUGCCACCUCGUGCCUGACGCUGCGCAUGGCGGGCAGUUCAAGGCGAGCAAGGGGCGCAUCAGCCUGGCAAACGUGACAGUGCCGGCAGUGGAGCAGUGGGCGUGGUCUGGCCUGCCGGACAAGCACUCGCUGCAAGCGUUCCUCAAGGUGUACAGCCAAGUGCCGAACGGUGUGCUGAUGAUUGGCGAGUUCAAGAAGCAACCCAUCACGGAUUCCAUCUUCUUUCGAAUGCUCUCCCCUAUGGACCUGCCGUUCCUGCUGCCCCCACCCCCGGCCAAGCAGAGGGGGAAAAACGUGCCUGCCACGGUGGUGCCACGAGAAACGUGCCUCGUGUCUCCAGCCAUCCGGCCGCCUGAGCCACUGAUAGCAGCAGCGCGGCACAUAGUGCAGCUCCAUCUGCUCAACGGCCAGUUCCUGGCAGUGCAAUUCAGGAGGGGCGACUUUAAGGACUACUGCCAGAAGAAGCACCCAUCGGACGGCUGUUUCCUCCCAGUGGACCAGGCAGCACAGUGCAUGCAUGCUGCAGCCCUGACAGCACGUGUACCCCUCGUCUUCCUUGCCACCAACGCGCGGCCGCACGAGGUAGCAGCCAUUGCAGCUACGCUCCUUGAGGCGCCUCAAGAACAGUCACUGGAGGUCGCAGCUACGGCUGCUGCGGCUGAUACUGCUGCUGCUGUGGCUGCUGCUGCUGCUGCUGCUGCUGCUGCUGCUGCUGCUGCUGGUGCUGCUGCUGCUGGUGGUGCUGCUGCUGCUACAGCGGCUGCUGCAGUGGAGCAGGAACAGCCAUCUAGAGAGGCACUUGAGAGAAGACUGUUGAGUCGACUUGCAGAUGAGCAUGAGAGCCGAGGUCAGCAAGAGGAGAUGCCACUGCCAGCUGAAGCACCGCACUUACUGCAGGGUGCACAGCUGACUGGGCCCGAUUCUCAGCCGUUGGAUCCACGAUCUCAGCGAUUGAUGCCCGCGAUCGCCCGGCGCUUGCUGCCUGGUGUUUCAAGCGAAUUUGAGGCUUCACUGCAUGAUGAGCAGCCUGCCAACACCAGCAGCGGUCCUGACGCUGUAGAUGGCAGCAGCAGUGCAGUGCAGCUUGUAACGCUAGCGCAUCUGCUCUCUAAAGGGGACAGCAGCAUGUGGCUUCAACCGCUUAUGGAAAAUGGCAUCAAUAUCAAGACCACCCCGCAAGCGGUCGCCACGCUGGAGAAGCUGGUGUGUGCGUUGGGUGCUGGCUUUCUGGGCACAGCCCACUCCACCUUCACGAAUGACAUUGUGCGGCUGAGACACGGGUUCCGCACUGCGAGGUGCAGCGAUGACUAUAUCUGCAGUGCUGGGCCGAAAGAGGGUUAG